AUGUCGGGCCAGUAUGCUCCAGUACGCGAUUUGGAUGUCGAAGAGGACGGACACAACCAUGAAGCACCUGAUUUCCCUCAAGCUGAGCCUUUCAGGGGUUCGACAGAGACUCUAGUCCCAGGAUCCACGACUCCACCCGGGACCCAGUAUGCACGAGUUCCUGCUGAUCAAGCAGGAAAUGGUCGUGCCCACAUACGCCCAGCCUUUACUCACCAACGAACUGGGAGCUCUGGAGCCUACGCCGAUCCAUGGAGCCCCGGAUACCAACGAAACAAAGGUCGCUUUUCGCUAGGCAGCACCCAAGAACUUCACUCGGCGGACCAGUCUAAGCGAUUCAGCCGAGCGAGCUUGGGCCCAACUCAGCUUCGACAUGCGUCCACCGGGACUCCUGCUCCCCCUGGCCCACCCGUCUCCAAAUGGCAAAACUUCAAGCUCAAGUUUCAAGGUCAUCGGAUCCGAGAGCGUGGUCACGAGGUGCCUGGAUUGUGGGCUAGCCUCAAGGCGAUUGUUACGUGUAGCUGGCUAAAUAUUCUAUUUGUGUUUAUUCCAUUGGCAUGGGUUUGGGGAUGGAAAGUUGCCCAGCCAUUUGUGAAGGAUAAGAAAAAAUCAGACUAUGAAGAUUACGUCUACUUGUUUAUAUUGUCGUUCAUUGCGAUCAUCCCUCUGGAAAACAUUUGCGAGUUUGCGGGAGAGCAGUUGGCCCUAUACUGUGGAGAGUCUAUUGGUGAUCUUAUCAUCAUUACCCUCCACAACGUUGCUCCAGGCGACCAUCGUCGGAGUGGUCUUGUUGCAUGCCCUCGUACCCGGAGCAGCUUUUCUUGCUGGUGGCUCAAAAAUUUGGGCGCAAAAAACUUGAAGCCCCGCGUAACGGAGCUCAAUCAAAGCUUGCUCACUGUCGGUGUGCUCGCACUUGUCGUUCCCGCUGCAUUCUAUACCGCUCUCCCUAUCAGCACCCUCUCACUUAUGCUCCCCAGUUUGCAAACGCUACGCUUGUUGAACUCGAGAAGGGCUCGACCAAUAGCUCAGCUGCACAUGCCGCCCGUUUCUUCCGUACAUGCAAUGGAAGUCGCAGCCCAGGUUGUUGCAGUGUCCGAUUCGACUCGAGGAAUGAUACUAUCACUAAGCCGUGGUAUCUCGGUUAUUCUCUUUGUCAUCUACAUUGGAUCUCGUAUCUACUUGCACAACCCACCCGGCGAAGGCGAAGCUGUGGCCGUGCACGAUGCUGGCUAUGCAAUGACUCCUGGGCACACUCCAGCCCCUUACUUUGACCAGAAACGGUCAACUACACCCCCCAUGCUUACUCUUCUUCCACCAACCUCGUGUAUCAUGACGAAGAUCGUGAAAAGGCUACGGCGCUCCUCGAGAGAGAACAAGGGGAUGCAAGUCACGCCGAGGGACACGGAUGGGCACCACAAGCCUGAGGUAGGACCGUGGCCAGCAUUGGUCUUGCUGAUAAUCUCGGUUGGGAUGAUCACUGUCACCGCUGAAUGCUUGGUCGUCGCGAUCAAACCCAUCCGAGAACAAGUAGACGAGAAAAAGAUGUUUACCGACGAGGCAAUGGUUCGGCCUGGUCUUGCUCCCCCUCCUUUCCUACGCUGGGGAUGGGCUCAACGCGUCUAUGUUUUUCAUCCGCAGGUCGCUGCUUUCACAAAACGUUACCCCUCCGGAACCCAUCGCGAAAGCAACAAGUAUCGACCUUGCCAUUCAAUUUGCCCUUCUCUGGGUCCCGCUCCUUGUGCUCGUUGCAUGGAUCGUCAACACGCCCCUUACAUUAUUAUUUGUGGGCGCCUGUUCCUGGUCAAUUCGGUCACUCAAGACGGCCGAACCAACUGGUCGGAAGGGUUGAUCAGGUUGGCUUUUUACCAUCAUUGCACUAGCAGCGUGGUUCUAUCCCGGAAAUGCCGAUGCCACUUCUUGUCUUACUGCAAAUCGAUCGAGGAGCUACUCUCUUUUUAG
Rhizoctonia solani is the source of this 1956-nucleotide messenger RNA. Its product is annotated as vacuolar calcium ion transporter. The record is from RefSeq and is a predicted model, not a curated record. The transcript is spliced from 14 exons. Gene Ontology annotation, cellular component: fungal-type vacuole membrane. Gene Ontology annotation, molecular function: calcium:proton antiporter activity. The coding region runs from base 1 to 1956 and encodes 651 amino acids. Lineage: Eukaryota; Fungi; Basidiomycota; Agaricomycetes; Cantharellales; Ceratobasidiaceae. Gene Ontology annotation, biological process: intracellular calcium ion homeostasis; calcium ion transmembrane transport.